AUGGUCAAAGCUGGGGGCGAGCCGCGCGCGGGGCCGCGCUUCCGGGUUCGGCGCGUCCGCAGCGGCAGCGCGCAGGACCGGUCCUGGGCCCCUCUCUCGUCCGCUCCCACCCCUCGGUUCUCAGCCAGGCCUGGGGUGGGGCGGCGGGAUGAGGCGGGUGCUGCCCCUAACGUACUCUGCUUGAUUUGUGUCUCCGCAGAGAAGGUGUUCGCCAGCCUCCCCCAGGUGGAGAGGGGCGUCUCCAAAAUCAUCGGCGGCGACCCCAAGGGCAACAAUUUUCUUUACACCAACGGGAAGUGCGUCAUUCUAAGAAACAUCGACAACCCAGCCGUUGCUGACAUCUACACGGAGCACGCCCAUCAGGUGGUGGUGGCCAAGUACGCGCCCAGCGGGUUCUACGUUGCCUCUGGAGAUGUAUCUGGGAAACUGAGGAUCUGGGAUACCACGCAGAAGGAGCACCUCCUAAAGUAUGAGUAUCAGCCUUUCGCUGGGAAGAUCAAGGACAUUGCUUGGACGGAAGACAGUAAGAGGAUCGCAGUGGUCGGGGAAGGAAGGGAGAAGUUUGGAGCUGUCUUCCUGUGGGACAGUGGCUCCUCCGUGGGUGAGAUCACAGGACACAACAAAGUCAUCAACAGCGUGGACAUCAAGCAGAGCAGACCGUACCGGCUGGCAACGGGCAGUGACGAUAACUGUGCCGCGUUCUUUGAGGGGCCUCCAUUCAAGUUCAAGUUUACAAUUGGCGACCACAGCCGCUUUGUCAACUGUGUGCGAUUCUCUCCAGACGGGAACAGGUUUGCCACGGCCAGCGCGGACGGCCAGAUCUACAUCUAUGACGGAAAGACGGGAGAGAAAGUGUGUGCCCUGGGAGGAAGCAAGGCUCACGACGGAGGCAUUUACGCCAUCAGCUGGAGUCCUGACAGCACCCACUUGCUGUCUGCUUCUGGGGACAAAACCUCUAAGAUUUGGGACGUCAACGUGAACUCUGUCGUCAGCACGUUCACGAUGGGCUCCACCGUCCUGGACCAGCAGCUGGGCUGCUUGUGGCAGAAGGACCACCUCCUCAGCGUCUCCCUGUCGGGAUACAUCAACUACCUGGACAGAAACAACCCCAGCAAGCCCCUGCGGGUCAUCAAGGGUCACAGCAAGUCAAUCCAGUGUCUGACGGUGCACAAAAACGGCGGCAAGUCCUACAUCUACUCUGGGAGCCACGAUGGACACAUUAAUUACUGGGAUUCAGAGACGGGGGAGAACGACUCCUUCGCCGGUAAGGGCCACACGAACCAGGUGUCCAGGAUGACGGUGGACGAGUCCGGGCAGCUGGUGAGCUGCAGCAUGGACGACACGGUGCGGUACACCAACCUCACGCUGAGGGACUACAGCGGGCAGGGAGUGGUGAAGCUGGACGUCCAACCCAAGUGCGUGGCUGUGGGCCCUGGAGGCUACACCGUGGUCGUGUGCAUCGGGCAGAUCGUCCUGCUCAAGGAUCAGAAGAAGUGCUUCAGCAUCGACGAGCCCGGCUACGAGCCCGAAGUGGUGGCGGUGCACCCCAGCGGGGAGACGGUGGCCGUCGGGGGCGCGGAUGGGAAUGUGCGCUUGUACUCGAUCCUGGGCACCACGCUGAAGGACGAGGGCAAGCUCCUGGAGGCCAAGGGCCCUGUGACCGACGUGGCGUACUCCCACGAUGGCGCCUUCCUCGCCGUGUGUGACGCCAGCAAGGUGGUCACCGUCUUCAGUGUCGCGGAUGGUUACUCGGUGAGUGGGCGGGCUGGGCGGAGCCCGCGCAGCGAGUGGCCACCACGGCCUCCCCCUACCCUCAUCGGCCAGGCAGGUGCCCGGAACCAUGGGGCAUCCUUGCUCUUGAAGCUGAACGACGUAGGACCGGGCGACACACCCUGUCGUCCAGGAGCUGGUGGCUUGUCACGGGGAGAACAGGUGCCAGAAACCCUGGGAGGCGUGCUGUGAAGACAGGCCCGUCCG
Suricata suricatta (meerkat) is the source of this 1977-nucleotide messenger RNA. It is a transcript of the gene WDR1, whose product is annotated as WD repeat domain 1. Gene Ontology annotation, biological process: sarcomere organization; actin filament depolymerization; locomotion. Gene Ontology annotation, cellular component: cortical actin cytoskeleton. The record is from RefSeq and is a predicted model, not a curated record. The coding region runs from base 1 to 1962 and encodes 653 amino acids. The transcript is spliced from 13 exons. Lineage: Eukaryota; Metazoa; Chordata; Mammalia; Carnivora; Herpestidae. Gene Ontology annotation, molecular function: actin filament binding.